CGCCCCUGACCUCGUGCUCCCGUUUCCACAUCGUCCCGGCCUCUCGACCCAGCUAAACGCCGAACCCUAGAAUUAGAAAAAUUCCCCAACUCGAUCCGCCGCCUCGUCGCGACAUGGCCGAGCACGAUGAUCGCUACGACGGCAACGGCGACCCCGCGGCCGCCUACGCCCAGGCCGACUACGGCGCCGCCCCCGCCGGGGGGUCCCCGGCCGCCAAGCCCACUGGCUUCUCCGACCACGCCGACGGCCGAUCCUCCCAGCCCCAGCAGGAGACACAGUCACAUGAUAGCAGGUCCUCGAAAUCUAGAGAAAGAGACAGAGAACGUGAGAAAGGCAAGGACAGGGAGCGUGAUAGGGGUGACCGUGUUAGGGAUAGUAGGGAGAGAGUGGACAGGGAUAAGGACCGUGACAGGAGUGACCGUGGUGACCGGGACAGAGAUCGUGAUCGCCACCAUAGGGAGCGCCGUGAACGAAGUGAGAAAAGGGAACACCGUGAUCGUUCUGAUGAUCGUGACCGUCACCGGAGCCAUGAUUCUGAAAGGAGAAGAGACCGCGACAGGGAUGGUCACCGUAGGCAUCGGUCUCGCUCCCGCUCCCCUUCUAAGAGUCGUGACCGCGACCGUGACCGCAGAUCUAGGUCUCGUUCACGCUCUCGUUCAAAGAGCAAGCGAGUGAGCGGAUUUGACCAAGCACCACCACAACAGACAAUUCCUAUAGUUAGUGCUGGUGCAGCCCCAGGUCAGCUGCCUGGAGUUGCUGUUGCUAUUCCUGGGAUGCUUCCAAACAUGUUUAACUUCACUGCAGGACAGUUCAACCCCCUUGUUAUGCAGCCACAAGCCAUGACACAACAGGCUACUCGACAUGCUCGGCGCGUGUAUGUCGGCGGACUUCCUCCAUCUGCUAACGAGCAGUCAGUUGCAAUAUACUUCAAUCAGGUUAUGGCUGCUAUUGGUGGAAACACAGCCGGUCCAGGUGAUGCUGUUCUUAAUGUCUACAUAAACCAUGACAAGAAAUUUGCUUUUGUGGAGAUGAGAUCUGUGGAGGAAGCAAGCAAUGCCAUGGCCUUAGAUGGCAUAAUGUUUGAGGGCGCACCAGUGAAGGUUAGAAGGCCAACGGACUAUAAUCCUUCCCUAGCAGCUGCGCUGGGCCCAAGCCAGCCAAACCCCAAUCUCAAUCUUGCUGCUGUUGGCUUAACUCCUGGCUCUGCUGGAGGAUUAGAAGGUCCAGACCGUAUCUUUGUGGGUGGUCUCCCCUAUUACUUCACUGAGGCCCAAGUGCGGGAGUUGCUUGAGUCCUUUGGACCUCUGCGUGGAUUUGAUCUUGUGAAGGAUAGGGAAACUGGUAACUCGAAGGGCUAUGCCUUCUGUGUGUACCAGGAUCUUUCUGUUACCGACAUUGCCUGUGCUGCUCUUAACGGUAUCAAGAUGGGAGACAAGACCCUUACUGUUAGGCGUGCAAACCAAGGUGCUGCUCAGCCUAGGCCAGAGCAAGAAAGCAUUCUGUUGCAGGCACAACAACAGGUGCAAAUGCAGAAGCUAGUCUACCAAGUUGGAGGAGCCCUGCCAACCAAGGUCGUAUGCCUGACGCAGGUAGUUACAGCAGAUGAACUUAGAGAUGAUGAGGAAUACGAGGACAUUGUGGAGGACAUGAGGGAGGAAGGCCGCAAAUACGGUAACUUGGUGAAAGUUGUAAUUCCACGGCCCGAUCCCAGCGGUGCGCCUGUUGCUGGAGUUGGGAAGGUGUUUUUGGAAUAUGCAGAUGUGGAUGGCUCGACAAAGGCAAAGACAGGGAUGCACGGGAGGAAGUUUGGUGGGAACCAGGUGGUCGCCGUGUUCUACCCCGAGAACAAGUUCGCUGCUGAGGAGUACGAUGGAUAAAAUCCAAGUCAUAGCUGUACUGCAUAUUGCAUCGUUUAUCGUAGUUUAAGAACCAUUCCUAAUUUCCCAUGUUUAAUUCAAACCAUAUUGUAGCUAAGUUUUUGUGCAGAACCAUCAGUUACCUAGUUUUCCAUGCUAAAUUUGAACCAUACUGUCGUCAAGUUUCGUGCAGAACAAUCAGUUGGAUGUACUGCUUAGACGGUUAGAUGAAAGAAUUUAUUUGCUGUUUAUCCU
Messenger RNA from Phragmites australis (common reed), 2111 nucleotides. Its product is annotated as splicing factor U2af large subunit B-like. The transcript has 11 exons. The coding region runs from base 114 to 1877 and encodes 587 amino acids. The record is from RefSeq and is a predicted model, not a curated record. Gene Ontology annotation, cellular component: nucleus; commitment complex; nuclear speck. Gene Ontology annotation, molecular function: poly-pyrimidine tract binding; pre-mRNA 3'-splice site binding. Gene Ontology annotation, biological process: mRNA processing. Lineage: Eukaryota; Viridiplantae; Streptophyta; Magnoliopsida; Poales; Poaceae.